Messenger RNA from Metarhizium acridum CQMa 102, 702 nucleotides. RefSeq lists its product as uncharacterized. NCBI's taxonomy places the organism in Eukaryota, Fungi, Ascomycota, Sordariomycetes, Hypocreales, Clavicipitaceae. The record is from RefSeq and is a predicted model, not a curated record.
AUGAAAGCCUCCCAAGUCAUCGGUGCCUGCCUGGGCAUGGCUACAUUUGCCGUAGCACACAUGGAGAUGAAAGACCCUCCACCCUUCCGUUCCCGUUUCAACCCCUAUACAGACUGGGACAUCGACUACGACAUCACUUCGCCCCUGGAGUCGGACGGUAGUAACUUCCCCUGCAAAGGCUACGCGAAAUAUCUGGGCACCCCGAAGGGCAGACCAGUAGCAAGUUGGACAGCUGGCGGUACUUACUCCAUGACCAUCAGCGGAGGUACUCCUCACAAGGGUGGAAGUUGCCAAGCUUCGGUUUCGUACGAUCGUGGCACAUUGUGGAAAGUCAUUCGCUCGUACAUUGGAAACUGUCCAGUGAUGGGUGACUCCACGUAUAGCUUCACUCUGCCCAACGACUUGCCCGCUGGCGAGAUGCUUUUCGGCUGGUCUUGGUUCAACCACGAGGGCAACCGCGAGAUGUACAUGAACUGCGCUGCCAUCACGGUCAAAGCCAGCAACAGAACUACUAGACGCGGCGCCGCAGAGUCCUACAGCAGCCGUCCUCCCAUGUUUGUCGCCAACGUUGGAAACGGCAUCUGCACGUAUGAGGGAACCGAUGUUGAAUUCCCCCAGCCCGGCCCUGACCCAAUCCGCAACUCGCGCUGGCCUCAUGCUCCUGGAAAUAACGGCUGCAACAACUGGGGUGGUGACUGGUGA